AACGCUUGGUUGUUGUUUCUCCGGCGGAGGAGGAAGAAGUUGUUCACCCCGCGUUGCCGGAGGUUUGGGAUCACCGAGAGCGGAUAACAGACUCGAGUCGGAGGAAGCUCCACUUUCUUCAGUGACCAGACGACGUCGGUGAAACCUGAAUGCAAAGAGAGUAGUGGGUUGAGAGCCGGGAAGGAUAUAACCGAGCCCAUCACCUUGUAGCACGGCGCGGUGUGUGAGCGCCAACGGUGAAGCUCCUCGAGCCAGCGUGCAACGCCGCUGCACUGGAUCGUGUUGGGAGCAGACCACGGAAUGACAUAAACACACCCAGAGAUGGUUCACUUCCCGCGGGGACUUUCAGAGACACCAUCGCUGCUGUGAACUUUUCUGUGUUACAAAGGGGAAUUGCAAAAAGUGGGUCUUCUUCUCGCUACCAUCACACGGAUUAAUUAUGCCUGACCAAAUCACAGUUACAGAGUUUGUGGCAGAGACGAAUGAAGAUUAUAAAUCUCCCACUGCCUCUAACUUCACCACCAGGAUGUCCCACUGCAGGAACACAGUGGCUGCUCUGGAGGAGGCUCUGGAUGUGGACCGAAGUGUUCUGUACAAGAUGAAGAAGUCUGUGAAGGCCAUCUACACGUCUGGUCUCGCCCAUGUCGAGAAUGAGGAGCAGUACACUCAGGCCUUGGAGAAGUUUGGAGAAAACUGUGUGUACAGAGAUGAUCCUGAUCUGGGUUCUGCCUUCCUGAAGUUCUCGGUCUUCACCAAGGAGCUUACUGCGCUCUUCAAAAACCUGUUCCAAAACAUGAACAACAUCAUCACCUUUCCUCUGGACAGCCUGCUGAAAGGAGACCUGAAGGGAGUCAAAGGGGAUCUGAAAAAGCCUUUUGACAAAGCCUGGAAGGACUACGAAACAAAAGUCACCAAGAUAGAGAAGGAGAAGAAGGAGCACGCGAGGCAGCACGGGAUGAUCAGGACUGAAAUCAGUGGAGCAGAAAUCGCUGAGGAGAUGGAGAAGGAGAGGAGAUUCUUCCAGCUACAGAUGUGUGAGUAUCUCCUCAAAGUCAAUGAGAUCAAAAUCAAGAAAGGGGUGGACUUGCUGCAGAACCUCAUCAAGUACUUCCACGCGCAGUGCAAUUUCUUUCAGGAUGGUCUGAAAGCUGUGGACAACCUGAAACCCUCUAUAGAAAAACUGGCCACAGAUCUGCACACGAUAAAGCAGGUGCAGGAUGAGGAGAGGAAGCAGCUGACUCAGUUACGAGACGUCCUCAAGACGGCGCUGCAGGUGGAGCAGAAAGAGGAAUCGCAGGUGCGGCAGAGCACCACCUACAGCCUGCACCAACCGCGGGGUAACAAGGAGCACGGCACUGAGCGCAGCGGGUACCUUUUCAAGAAAAGUGACGGCUUGAGGAAAGUGUGGCAGAAGAGAAAGUGCACAGCGAAGAACGGGUACCUCACCAUCUCACACGGCACAGCUAACCGGCCGCCAGCUAAACUCAACCUGCUCACCUGUCAGGUGAAACACAACCCCGAAGAGAAGAGAAGCUUCGACCUCAUAUCCCACGACAGAACGUAUCACUUUCAGGCCGAGGACGACCAGGACUGUCAGAUCUGGAUCUCGGUGCUCCAGAACAGUAAGGAGGAGGCGUUGAAUCAGGCCUUCAAAGGGGACCAGCAUGUCGGAGAGAACAACAUUGUGCAGGAGUUGACCAAAGCAAUCCUGGGAGAGGUCAAGAGAAUGACGGGAAAUGACGUGUGCUGCGACUGCGGAGCGCCUAACCCGACGUGGCUGUCCACCAACCUGGGCAUCCUCACCUGUAUUGAAUGUUCAGGGAUCCACAGGGAGCUUGGAGUCCACUACUCCAGGAUCCAGUCCCUCACUCUGGACGUACUCAGCACCUCCGAGCUCUUGCUGGCCAAGAAUGUGGGGAAUGCAGGCUUUAAUGAAAUCAUGGAGUCUUCUAUAAGUGCUGAAAAUGUGGUGAAACCCAACCCAGGCAGUGACAUGCAGGCGAGGAAAGACUUCAUCACAGCCAAAUACACAGAGAAGCGUUUCGCGAGGAAGAAGUGCCCCGAUGCGACGUCGCGGCUCCACACGUUGUGCGACGCAGUGAAGGCCCGGGACAUCUUCUCCCUCAUCCAGGUCUACGCCGAGGGAGUCGACCUCAUGGAGCCCAUACCUCUGGCCAACGGACACGAACAAGGGGAGACGGCCCUUCAUCUCGCGGUCAGACUGGUGGAUAGAACGUCUCUUCACAUCGUCGACUUCCUCACUCAAAACAGUUUGAAUUUGGACAAGCAGACAGCCAAAGGCAGCUCGGCGCUGCACUACUGCUGCCUGACCGACAACAGCGAGUGUCUGAAACUGCUGCUGCGGGGGAAAGCCUCAAUAGAGAUCGCUAAUGAGGCCGGGGAGACGCCGCUGGAUAUCGCCCGGAGGCUCAAACACCUUCAGUGUGAAGAGCUGUUGAACCAAGCUCUGGCAGGGAAAUUCAACGCCCACGUCCAUGUUGAAUAUGAAUGGUGCCUGCAGCAUGAAGACUUGGAUGAAAGUGAUGAAGAUCUGGAUGAGAAGCCCAGCCCUCAUCGCAGAGACGAGCGUCCGGUCAGCUGUUACACACCGAGCAGCAACUCUCACCUCCAGACCAGUCUGGGCACGGCGGGCCGCGAUGCCAUCGGCCUCGCCAAGGACAAGCAGCGCACCUACAUGCCCAGCCUGGUCAACAACGAGACCUAUGGCACCAUCCUCAACGCCAACUCUCCUCAGUCAGCAACCACCUCUGCUCCGCCCCUGCCCCCGAGAAACCUGGUCCAGUUACCCGGCCUCGGGGGGAUUGGUCAGUCUUCAGCCCCAAGCAGCUGGAAGCCCGGUUCUUUAGACCUGGUUGGCCGACAGAGGUCGUCCUCAGACCCCCCCAACAUGCACCCUCCUGUCCCCCCCUUGAGACUCACUUCAACUGGAGGUCUGGGUCCUCCUGUGGCCAAGAUGGAGUCCAUGAGCAUGCAGUCCAAGUCGAGCCAGGGACCACUGGGGUCCAGAGCAGUGCCACCUAAAUCUCCUGCGGGUAAUGAAAAAAGUUUCAACCGAGCUCUAAAUCGGACCGUAUCUAUUGAAAGACCCGCUAAGGAAGUGCCAGGAUGCCCCCAGAACUCCAUAGGUCAGUCUCUGCCUCCAGGCCCCACGCAGAGGAAGAUCUACCCGAAGCAGAGGCCGAAGCGAGUGAAAGCCAUCUACAACUGUGCUGCCGACAACCCAGACGAGCUGACCUUCUCCGAGGGCGAGGUCAUCGUGGUGGAUGGAGAGGAGGACCAGGAGUGGUGGCUGGGCCACAUCGAAGGCGAUCCGAUAAGAAGAGGAGCCUUCCCUGUUACGUUUGUACACUUCAUUGCUGACUGAAAGGUGUCGCAGGAUGUGGCGUCUCUCCUUCACCCGUCUCCGUGCAGCCAGCCAGCAAACAUCCACCAUCGUCCCAGUGUUUGUCGUCGUCGUCAUCAUCUUCAUCUUCAUCAUCUUCAUCGGCGAACUUCUUAAAGAGUCACUGCCACGCCGUCAGCAACAUCUGGAUAUCACUCCUUGUUGCUCGGCCCCGUGGGACUGCAUGUGGUUUUAAUGCUUGCUGUUAAUGACUUUCAGAUUUAAAAACAAUGAUUGUAGUCUAUGACCUCUCGCAAUAAAUGCACUUUGCUUGUCUUUAUCCUUGUUACAGCAUAAGAUGACGUGACACAAUGAAGGUUAAUUUGUACAGUAUUUACAUCAGCUAUGUUCUGUUCAGCUGCAUUGUACAGAUAGUACUGCGAAGACUACAGCAAUGUGUUUUAACUUUUAGAACAAAUGUAAAUGUGAACAUACGCAACAAGCUUACAUUCCACCUUCUGUGCAUGAGCGAUUUUAAAUGCCCACCUGCUUAUAGGUGGGACCUUUCUGUAGGCGGCCUCCUGCGGCAAGGUUUUUCUAAUGGUGCUAAGUUAACCCCGGAAUAUGCUAGAAGUUGCACUCGAGGGAGGGCUUCACUGUCCCCGUUUCAAAGACAGGCUGGCCUUGAAAGGGGGCACAAAUAAUGUAGAAAUAGUAUCAGACACUUCACACCUGGGAGAAGUCACUUUCUCAUGGGAGUGUAGAGUGAUGGAGCAGCUUUUCCACGCACAUACUUCCUGUACUGCUUCAUUGGAGAGGAUCAUUUUCUACAGCAACACUCCAGUUCUUCUCCCCGUUGUGUUUUAGGUGCAAUGCUGACACUGACUUGAGCUGCAACAGCCAGUAAUUACCUUUUAUGAUUAGUCUGAGACCUCGGGCUGUCGUUGCCUGUCAUCUGCAUUAUUAGAGGAACAGGAAGUGUCUGUGUGCGGGUGUCUCGUCUGCACAGAAAAAGCUGAGAAUGAAAUUAUAUUGUAAGAAGAGGAAAUAAAAAAACCUGAGUGUGGUAAUGUUAUGAGAA
Cyclopterus lumpus (lumpfish) is the source of this 4424-nucleotide messenger RNA. It is a transcript of the gene asap2a, whose product is annotated as ArfGAP with SH3 domain, ankyrin repeat and PH domain 2a. Bases 440 to 3385 code for a protein of 981 amino acids. The transcript is spliced from 28 exons. Gene Ontology annotation, biological process: positive regulation of GTPase activity. Gene Ontology annotation, molecular function: GTPase activator activity; protein binding. Gene Ontology annotation, cellular component: cytoplasm. The record is from RefSeq and is a predicted model, not a curated record. NCBI's taxonomy places the organism in Eukaryota, Metazoa, Chordata, Actinopteri, Perciformes, Cyclopteridae.